AUGGACAGCACCGAGCCGCGGCGCGGGGCUUCAGAGGACCAGCUCGACGACUCUGAUCCCGGCCAUAGCCCCGCGUCCCUUGGACCAACUCAAGAACUGCCCGAUGACCUCCCUAAAUCACUCGAUGAUCGCCGCUCGGUCCCGGUAUAUCAGCAAGAGACAGAGAUGUACGAUGCGUGGCAGGGUAAGUCCAUAUCUUCAGCUAGAUACGCACACGCUUUAUGGUCCGAGCUCGGGAAUGGUGCCUGGGAACGAGAUGUUUUACGAACAGUACUUACUCGCGCCGAGCAAAAGCCAUCCCGACAAUCCCAAUUCCUUACUACACCUGUCGCUGCGAAACCUCUUACUUUCAGCCUAGCCCUUGAUGACCACACGCAUGACCCGGAAACAGACCUUCGCGCCCAGUAUGGACGAGAUAUCGAAGAUAGCGACUCCCGACUCAUGGAGAUGCUCGCAGCGCAAGCAGCACAUCGUGAAGUUGACUCCCUAGCCGCAGACGAAGAAGGCAUAGCAACAGACGAUAAAUUGUCAACGGCCGAGAAGAAAGAUAUCUUACAAAAGAGUCUGAACAUGGCAGCCAGCAACGGCGACGUGGAACGAGUACAAAAGCUUCUUACGGGCGAUGCGAAAAGUUAUAUCGAUGUAAACAUGAAGGAUGAGGAAGGGACAGUGCCGCUUAUCUACGCAAGCUGUUUCGGGCAUCAAGAUGUUGUUUCGGCGCUUCUUGAUGCUGGUGCCUUUGUUGAUCAGCAGGAUCGGAACCAGUGGAGCGCAUUGAUGUGGGCUAUGACGAAUCGACAUAAAGCUAUUGCGAAGAUCUUGCUUGAUCAUGGGGCUUCACCGGAUAUCAAGUCUUCUUCUGGCGGGACGGCGUUUGACUUUGCGCAGCCCGGUAGUGAGAUUUCGGAGUAUUUACACGAGAACGGGUAUAACUUUGGUCCCGGGGCUGUUGUGGAUGAUUUCUAUGAUGCUGGACUUGCGCAUGGUCGGUUUGAAGAAGAACUUGCGGAGAAUGAGAUAAAGAGGCGGAUGAUGAUGGAAGAGAGUGCGAUCAAUUUGGAGGUUGAUUUGUCUAGUCUUGGGUUGGAUGAGAAGUUUGAGCCGUCGGAUGAGGAUGAUCUCGAACAGGAGCAGCAGGAAUUCGUGUGGGAUCGCUGUUUGAACGACCAGAUGUUUGUUUUUCAGGAUCAUGAACUGGAGCACAUCUUGGAUAUUAUUAUCACCAACAUGACGCCACAACGAUCGCCGUCUCAAAAGCCCGUUCCUGCGAACUUGUUGUUUCUCAGUGCGCGUUAUGCUCACUAUCAUGCUAGUCCCGAGCUACUUGCUGAGCUUCUAACCUCUGCAACGGAAAAGAUAAAUGACGUUGUUGAGCGCCAUCAGUGGGAUAUGACAAUGCAGGCAUUCUGGCUUUCCAACGCCACACUUCUACUGCACUAUCUAAAGAAAGAUGGCGGGUUGGUCGAGUCAACCGUUGAAUUUCAACUACAUCUAGCGGAGCUAGUCAACGAAAUCUUCGUUCUAAUUAUCCGCGACGCCGAACGACGAAUGAACAAAGUCCUAGAUGCAGCCAUGCUGGAUCAUGAAACCAUCCCAGGACUAGAAGAUGUCGCAUUUCAAAAUGAAUGGAAACUUUUCCGCAAGAAGAAGUCCGAGGCCCCUGAACCAGCAGAGAAACGAUUCCGCCCUCCCUCUCCACGGCGGCGAGCCCAAGUCUCCCCUCGAAACAUCACAUCAUUGCUCUCGUCAACACUCUUCGUCCUAGAUCUCUAUGACGUCCACUCUGUCAUCACUACCCAAAUCAUCUCCCAACUUCUCUAUUGGCUCAGCGCCGAGAUCUUCAAUCGUAUCAUGAGUACAAGACGCUACCUAGCACGAACAAAAGCCAUGCAAAUACGCAUGAAUGUCUCAGCAUUAGAAGACUGGGGCCGCACAAACAACAGACAACCCGAACACUACGAAAACGGCUCUAUGACCAGCACCGGCGAAUCAACAAUCGAUUCUGCCCGUCGCCAUCUAGCCCCCGUCAUUCAACUUCUCCAAUGGCUCCAAUGCUUCUCCUCUCUAGGCGACGACCACGAAUCCCUCGUCACAACUCUCCUCCAACUCCAACAGCUCUUUCCAAUCCAACUCCUCCACGCCGUCAAAUCAUAUAGACCCGAAGUCGGCGAAAAGGGCCUAACCAAACAAGCCAUGAAAUAUCUUCUGGAAAUGCAACGCGACCCCGAAAUUAUCUUCCGCGAACAAGCAAAACUCCAAGCAGAGAAAGAGAAGGCAUCAGCACCCCCGCCUACAACGGAAGAAGGCCGUCCUAAAACACCUACUAAAGACCAGAAUUCAUCCGAGAACCAUGCCUCGCCAGAACAGCAGGGCCACGCAUCUCCCGGCUCGGUAGCUGCAUCGUCCCGCCCGAGUAUGAGCUUGGCGGCUUCGGCACGAGACGACCGCCCGAAUAUAAAUAGUGUCUUUUUAGACCCUACACUCUUCCUUCCCUUCUCUCUUCCAACCAGUACAGACAUGCUGAUUAGCUAUGGUGCUGGUCUUGGCGGUACAAAUCGUGAGCGAGCACGGAAGUACAUUCCCACUGUGCCGGCGGAGGUUCUUAGCCGAUUUGACCGAGGUGAUUCAUAA
This is a messenger RNA of Penicillium angulare, 2631 nucleotides long. RefSeq lists its product as uncharacterized. The transcript has 2 exons. Gene Ontology annotation, molecular function: GTPase binding. NCBI's taxonomy places the organism in Eukaryota, Fungi, Ascomycota, Eurotiomycetes, Eurotiales, Aspergillaceae. The record is from RefSeq and is a predicted model, not a curated record. The coding region runs from base 1 to 2631 and encodes 876 amino acids.